Molecule: messenger RNA, 393 nt
Organism: Panthera uncia (snow leopard)
Lineage: Eukaryota; Metazoa; Chordata; Mammalia; Carnivora; Felidae
Product: non-histone chromosomal protein HMG-17-like
Exons: 3
Coding region: 1-393 (130 amino acids)
Biological process (GO): chromatin organization
Cellular component (GO): chromatin; nucleus
Molecular function (GO): nucleosomal DNA binding
Source: RefSeq, a predicted model, not a curated record
AUGAUUCAGAGAGAGGUAUUUCAGCAAGAUGAUUCACUAAUGUGUGGAUUUAGGGGAGCUACAAAGGCAUUUUAUAUCUGUCUUACAGAUGUGGAAACUGAGGCUCAGACACUUUCAAUAACCCAAUAUGGUCACAAAACUGGGGAUGCUAAAGGAAAUAAAGCCGCGGUGAAAGAUGAACCACAGAGAAAAUCCUCAAGGUUAUUCACUAAAACUGCUCCUCCAAAGCCAGAGCCCAAGCCUAAAAAGGCCCCUGCAAAGAAGGGAGAGAAGGUACCCAAAGGGAAAAAGGAAAAACCUGAUGCUGGUAAGGAUGGGAAUGAUCCUGCAGAAAACAGAGAUGUCAAAACAGAUCAGGCACAGAAAGCUGAAAGUGCUGGAGAGGCCGAGUGA